This is a messenger RNA of Racocetra persica, 413 nucleotides long. The record is from the annotation of a GenBank genome assembly. Lineage: Eukaryota; Fungi; Glomeromycota; Glomeromycetes; Diversisporales; Gigasporaceae.
AACCAACCGAAGAAAUGAAAGAACCAACUGCUGGGGAAAAAGCCAAGGAAUCAGACGAGAAAAAAGAAACGUCUCCGUCUCCCGAAAAUCUUGGAGAGAUUUUAGAUUCAAAAGUAGAAACCUUGGCUGAGAUUGUUAAAAACAGAUUGCCCUCUUUUGAUGCUAAAUUUUAUCACAUUUACAAAGAGGAUAAAGAUAAAGUAAAAAAAGCGUUCGACAGUGAAAAAACUUUCCUUAUUGUGCUUAAUUCUAUAAUCAAAGAGGCCGACAGUUGGUCCGAUAAAGAGCUCGAAACUGCUGUGGGCAACCUUGAGCCUAUUGAGGAUGUAUAUGAUGAAGAAGAAAUGCUUAGAUCACUUGAAGGAUUACCAGAUAAAGAAACGCCACUAGAUAAUUUGGCAGACGACGAAUAA